AGUUUCUAUUCAGCAUCAGGAAAAGACUGAGUGAGGAAAUCAUUUCCUGCAGCACCUUCUCAAUCGACUCAACAGUAAAAGUGCAGCUAAAGCUGUGAACAGAAAUUCAAAGAGCGUUGUAUCUAAUGAACACCAUGAGCAGCACACCAAGGACUUUGCUGAAAGAGAAGCUCGAUCAGCUUCAGUGUCACUUCACGUGGAGCCCACAGAAGGAGACCAUUGACCUGGAUGAUAUGGUGUACAGAUUACAAGAUUCUAUCAAUAUUGCUGUCGAAUAUCAAGCUGCAUCCUACAACCAACUCGCUUUUGUAAACUGCCUGCAAGGCAACAGUGAGGAAGCUAUUCAAAACUUAAAGGAAGCUGAAAAGAUUCUGAGGGAGAACCACAAAGAUGCAUUUGAAAGAAACAGCAUCAUCACCUAUGGAAACUAUGCCUGGGUGCAUUACCACAUGGGACAACUGGCCAAGGCCCAGUCCUACCUCGACAAGCUGGAGAUGAUCUGUAAACCGCUCACUGAUGGUCCUCUCUAUACAGCAAUGAUACCUGAAGUGUAUGGGGAGAAGGGGUGGUCAUUGUUGAGAUCGGCAUCUCAAUACUAUGAGGAGGCAAAUAAAUGUUUUGAGGAAGCUCUGGAGAAAGAUCCUAACAAUACAGAGUGGAUCAUGGGCAAAGCAACUGCUCUGUUUCGUCUGGAAGCAUUUUCUGGAACCCAAGAAAAUCAUGAACGGAAUCAGUCAGUGAAGUAUCUGCGGCGUGUACUGGAGCUAGAUCCAGAUGAUUCAAUGGCCAUGGUGCUGCUGGCUCUGAAACUAAGAGAGUGCAAGCAAAAAGAGGAUGCAAAUAAAUUAAUUGAACAAGCGUUGCAGAAAACCCCUGAUUUUCCUUAUGUGCUUCGUUAUGCAGCCAAAUUUUACAGAAAAGAAGGAGUUUUAGAGAAAUCUGUCCAGCUGCUGAAGAAAGCAUUAGAAAUAACUCCACAUUCUGCCUUUUUGCAUGACCAAAUUGCAAUGUGUUACAGAACUAAAUUACUUGAACUGAUCGACAAUCGUCGUAGCAAAAACCCUCGCAAUCCUGAAUUUCAACAAAAAACACAGUUGUUCAGUCAAUGCAAGUAUCAUUUUGGAAUGGCAUUUAAACACCGUCCAAGGUCAGCAAUUAAAUCACAACUGGAUUUCGCAGACAUUUGUGUAAGAAAUGGAGAGUAUUCCAAUGCAAAGGAGAUUUACAGUGAACUGCUGAAAUUAGAAGACAUUCGUCCAGAAAACUUACAGGUAAUAUGUUUCAAGGCUGGGUGUUUUGAACAAUACCAGAGAAGAUCUGAAUCCAAUUCGAUGAGCCUAUUCAAGAAAGGACUGAAGGUUGAGUAUGACUCAAAAGAACGGAAAAAGUGCUAUGAAAAAUUGGAGAAGUGGGCAGAUGGGAAAUUGUGCAAGGAUCAACGUGACAGCACGGCCCUUGGUGUCAAAGGGUUACUGCAUCAGAUGGAUGGAGACAAGCCGAAAGCUAUUGAAUACUUUGUGAAGGCCUUGGAGAUCGAUCACAAUAAUGAAGAAUAUCUGAGUGCUCUAUGUGAAUUACGCCUUUCCAUUGAGGAACAUUAGGGGCAGUACAAUGGAGAUGCGGUAGAGCUGCUGCCUUAUAGCACCCUAUCUGUGGAGUUUGCACGUUUCCCUGUGAUUACAUAGAUUUUCUCCGGUUGUUCCAAUUUCCUCCCACAUUCCAAAGAUUGGCAGGUUUGUAGGUAAUUGGCUUCUGUAAAUUGUCUCUAUUGGGUAGGAUGCAAAACUGGAUUAAUAUAGAAUUUGUUUACAGUGAUCGAUGGUCCGUGUGGGUCAAAGGGCCUGUUUCCAUGCAUGGUCUCUGAACUAAACAAACCCAAACCAAGCAUAUUGAUUCUUCAAAGAUACAUUCCUUAUAUUGUCCAAGGACAAUGCGGAUUCAGUUUCAGUUCAUGUAUUCUGCCAGCACUGUCAUCAAUGUGGCUCUUACUCAUGAAAAUGUGAUUUUCAAUGAAUACUUUGUAAUAAUCUUUGGCAAUCCUCAUACUUCAUUGAUGAAACAGAUAUAACUAGAAACAAAGGAGGGUUUGGGGGAGUUAAGUUAAAUGGAACCAACUCAGAAAAACUCCUUAUACCUCAUAAGGAGUCUUCACCACCAUCUCGACUUAAGCUGCCACUUUCAGUAAGCUAUAGACUUGGACUCCCAAGAUCCCUCUACACAUCAAUGCUGUAAGGGGUUUGCUAUUAUCUGUAUACUCCUCUUACAAUCCUCCCAAAGUUCAGCACCUCACACUUGAUCGGAUUCAAUUCCACCUGCCAUUUCUCCGCCCGUUUCAGGAAUUGAUCUAUACCCGCUCUUCUGAUGGCCCUUUGCUCUGUCUGCAACUCCUCCAAUGUUGGUGUUGUCGGUAUAUGUGUGUGUAUGCAUGUGUGUGUAUGUCUGUGUAUGUAUAUGUAGACACAAAAUGCUGGAGUAACUCUGCGGUUCAGGCAGCAUCUCUGGAGGAAAGGAAUAGGUGGCGUUUCGUAUCGAAACCCUUACACACAAACAGCAGAGGUCCCUGCGGAACUGUACCGCUCACAGAUCUCUAGCCCGAAAAUCUUCCUUUCACCACAACCCUCUGUCUUCUACGAAUAAGCCAGUUCUGCAUUCAUACAACCAAAUCACUUCCGGUGGCGCCAUGGAUAAGUAAGAGGUGCUCCUUUUUAGCUCCGCUGCGAAAAACACGUUCAAACCCGUUAAAAUACCUGAAAAGAAAAACGGACCGAAUGAAAAACACCUACCGGCAGAUGCCCGACGUCAGAAAACGACGCAUAACACAUACCCGACUGGAUGCCGGUAUUUGAAAUGAGUAAACGGUUUCUGCCUUCUCAACCCCAGACCAGACAAAGAACCUGACUGCAGGCUCUUCAAGACAAAGAAACUUCUGGAAAAUCUUCUGGAGAAUCUGAGGAAGAAGGACUUAUUUCUGCCAUGGAAAAGAAAACACAAGAACAGGAAGAAACUUUAAGACGGGCUAUGGCAAAAGACUUUGGAGAAAUUCUGACUGAAAAGCUUGAAAUCUAGAAACAAAGCUUGAUGGUAGGAAUAAAGAAAUUUGUGGAAAAAUUGACAUUCUACAAGUUCACAUCGAAGAGGUAAACACUGUUUUGAAAGGAGAAAUUAAAUGGGUCGAAGAAGAUAUUAGCAAAAAGUUGGAGCCCAUUCUCCACACUUCAAAAAAACAAAACAACGCUAUCGGAGAACUCGAAGUUACCACUACGGACAUCUCUGACACAAUGCAAAGACUGAAGAUAGAUCUAGACCAUGUUUCUGGGCAACGGACCAGAAUGACCGACAAAUGUCUGGAUCUUGAAGCCCGGUCCAGAUGUCAAAACUUAAGAAUUGUUGGAGUGAAGGAAGGGAAGGAAACUGGAAACGAUUCUCAGGUCUUCACUGCCAACUUACUCCAAAAGGUAUUUAAUCUGCCUGAGAGACCUAAAAUUGAUCAGGCACAUCGAGUCCAGAGAGCCCGAUCAGGAGCUGAUGCCCCACCAAGACAAAUUAUUCUUAAACUACAUGACCUAUCAGUUCUAGAAGAUAUCAUGAAGAAAGUGACAAGCACUGCAAUCCUGACGUUUGAAGGAGAAAAUAUAAGAAUCUUCAGAGACUAUCCAGCAGAAGUUGUCAAGAAGCGAACACUUUUCACCAAGACACGUGUUAUUCUCAAAGACAUCCCAGACUUAAAAUAUGGAAUGAUGUAUCCUGCCAAAUUAAGGGUCACAUACGGAGGAUUGGAGCGUUUCUUUAUCGACCCAGAAGAUGCAUUUAAAUAUGCGCAAGAGUUAAAAAAGGACGUAAAGGGAUAGGUAGAUAAGAAAUAAUCUGUAUGAUUAGUAGGGGAUGUCCAACUGAACUUUCACUGAAUCUGUGUUAAAGCGUGUGUUUAACUUACACCUUUUAUAUGUGUUUAUAAGGUGUAGACUGACAUCAUCUGUUUUUUUGAAAUAUAAAAAUAUAUCUAAAUACCUGCAAAUAAGAUGGCCGACAGGAUCAUAGGCGGUUAAGUCUAGACAUACUUAUCAGAGAUAGAUUGGAAUGUAAGUGUGGAUGACUGUUCAAGGUCCCUGUGUUUACGAGGAAAGCGUUCAAGAACUUUGAAAUAUUCAGCAUUGAAAACAAUUUAAACGUAUGGUUAUGAUAUAAUACACUAACAAAAUAUAUAAUUAAAGCCAUUAUUAUCACAUAAAAUACUAACAAACAUACUACGUCUAUUUUAAUCUAAAACCUAAUACUAACCCAUUUAUUUUUAUCUAAUACCUAAUAGUUAUGAUAUUUAAUAAUUCUAGGUAAUGGUCAAUGUAUUGGUUUAUAUUUAAAAUAUAGUUAUUAUCCACCCGAUUUGGGGGGGGGGGGGAGAAUUUCCAGCAAUUACCAGGUCAGAGUGAGAGGGAAUAUGUUAGAAAACUGGUUGAGGAGGUGUAAGGAAAUCAAUAGUUAGGGAGGUAGGGGGCAGAGGGAGGAGAUGAACGAAUAUUGACGGCUAUAACACUAAAUAUUCCAAUAAUAAAAUAUCAUUAAAUGCAGAUUAUAUAUUACUUUAUAUCACCAACUCUCAAGUUAGCAUUCCAAAUAUACGAAGGUUUAUAGAGGAAUUCGGUUCCUUUUCACGAUAUAGAAUAAAUUUAAUUUAAUGAAAUUAUGUCAAUAAAACCUCAAGAGCCGACUCGCCUCUUAAAAUUCCCUUUUAGAAUUGCUACGGAAAAAUUUAAAUAUCUUGGCGUUCACGUAACUAGAAAAUACACUUCUCUAUUUCAAGCAAACUUUCCUCCCUUAAUCACCAAACUAAAUGCCAAUACUCAAUUUUGGAAAACGUUUCCGAUGUCUCUCAUAGGCAGAAUAAACGCCAUAAAGAUGAUCUUCCUUCCACAAAUCUUGUAAUUAUUUCAAUCAAUACUGAUUUAUCUUCCUAAAACUUUUUUUUAAAACCUUGAUUCUCUGAUCACAAACUUUAUUUGGGACUAUAAAACACAUAGAAUCCAUAAACGAUAUCUAUGCAAACCCAAAGAAAUUGGUGGGCUGGCUCUCCCCAAUUUUUUAUACUAUUAUUUGGCUACGAAUAUUAAAAACGUAAUCUAUUGGAUGAACAACACAUGCCAAAAGGUAGAAUGGUUAAUAAUGGAGAGACCGGAUUGUUUGCCGUUUAAUAGAGGCGUGAUUCUUCUCUCUCCAAUAAAUUUAAAGAAAACACUAUAUGAGAAAAAUCCGAUUAUCCACAGUACCCUACGAAUCUGGAGACAAGUGAAGUCAACCCUUAAACUGAGAAAUUGAUCUCUUCUCUCACCAAUUGCCAACAACCCUUCAUUCAAGCCGUCUAUUUUAGACAAAACGUUCACACUUUGGGAAAGAUUAGGAAUGAAAAAACUCGGAGAUCUUUAUGAGAUGGGAACUCUUCUCUCAUUUCAAGAAUUACAGUCGAAAUAUCAUCUGAAAGGCAGUCAAUAUUUUAGAUACCUUCAAAUACGAGACUAUCUGAAAUCACAUAUCCAAGACUAUCAAUCUAUGCUGCCAGACACACUAGACGAAUGUAUGAAUAAAAACUCGGAUUCAAACAAGUUAAUAUCAUAUCUGUAUUACACCCUUAUAAAUAGAGAAAUCCCAUCGUCAGAAGUAAUUAGAAGAGUCUGGGAAGAUGAGCUUGGC
Molecule: messenger RNA, 5682 nt
Organism: Leucoraja erinaceus (little skate)
Lineage: Eukaryota; Metazoa; Chordata; Chondrichthyes; Rajiformes; Rajidae
Product: interferon-induced protein with tetratricopeptide repeats 5-like
Exons: 2
Coding region: 126-1601 (491 amino acids)
Biological process (GO): defense response to virus
Cellular component (GO): cytosol
Molecular function (GO): protein binding
Source: RefSeq, a predicted model, not a curated record